AUGCCUUUCUCCCUCUCUGGCUUGCUUGGCUUCGUCUCUCUCGCUGCCAAACACUCAAAUAGGUUGGAGGAGAAAACAGACACAUAAAGCGAGCAAUCCAACUUGUCGCCUUGGAUUUCCUUUUGAAUGCGAACUGGAUGUGUGGAUGCCCAGAAAGCGAGAAAGUAAGCGCACCCUUGCUCUCCACCCCCACCUUCUCUUGCCACAGGGGAAGGCACAUACACACACACCCAUACAGAUGAAAAGCAGCAGCUAGGCCGCACAUCAUUAGUUCUUGGUGGCCAAGCACCAACAAAAGGCUUGCAAACAAGAAACUCGGAGCACAGCUAAGGCUUCUGGGAACGAGGAAGGACAGCACAGUACUUCCUUGUGUUGACCACACGCCGCCCAGUGUGCGUGCAUUUUUGGAGGUCAACUUGACAGUCCGGACGCGUUUUUUGUGUGUGUUGGAGCCUUGAAGGGAAACCUAAAACCUAAUGAGCAAAUGACAUGGAAUGGCUUUACUUUGUGGGUCACGAUGGUGACGCUGAGAGGAUUACAGGAGAGUAGGAAAGCCGCACUCGCUCUCAGGAUGGAGGACGGGAUGAUCUAGCGGGAGAGGAUUUACUGCUACGGAUGUAUUAAUGCUCAAUUGGAGUCGCAUGACCACGCAUUGUUGAAAGUGAAGAACACAUUUCCACGAAAACAAGAAAAACAACCCGCCAGUAGUAAAGACAAAUCGACUUUUUGGAGUGGGGGGUGUGAAAAAAACAAAACUUAAACCACUGAGACUGUUUCCAGGUCAUAGUGCAGUGGGAGGAGACUGUUCUUGUUAUUUUUUUUUUCCUGCCAACCUCCCUCCCUCCUGUUUCCCCCCCUUCUGUCAUUAUCAUCUGCUUGCGAAACAUUUGGACGUAUUUUACGGACGUGUUUUCAAGUUUCGGGAAAGAAGAGUUUUUUUUUUUUUUUUUUUUUUUUUAAAUAUUCAUGUUACCUUGACGAAUCUCGACUGCCUGUGGCGUGGUCUUCCUCGGUGGUUCGGUAACCAAGCAAUGGCCAUGGUGAGUGGGGGCUGGGGAGAUCCCAAUGGCGGCACCAACGGGCUGGGGGAAAAGGGCUACCUUAAGCGGGAGGAUGAGGACGGCUCUCCCCAGGCGGGGGGCAGCGACAUGGAGGCCGGGGAGGACGACAAGGCCUGCGUAUUGGACUGUGUAGUGUGCGGGGACAAGUCGAGCGGGAAACAUUACGGCGUGUUUACCUGCGAGGGCUGUAAAAGCUUCUUCAAGAGAAGCGUUCGACGUAACCUCAGCUACACGUGCAGGUCUAAUAGGGAGUGUCAGAUUGAUCAGCACCACCGAAACCAAUGCCAAUACUGUCGCCUCAAAAAGUGUUUCCGAGUGGGGAUGCGCAAAGAAGCAGUUCAACGCGGCCGAAUCCCACCGCAGCCUAGUCUCAGCCCAAGCCUCACACCCAUAGGGGGCGCCAGUGGCUUGGGAGGCGGGGAAUUUUACAAUAACAACAACAAUAAUGGAGGCAGCGGCGGUCAGCCCGUGUCCGAGCUUAUCUCCCAGCUGCUGAGAGCCGAGCCAUACCCCAACAGCCGCUAUGGGCACCAGUACAACCAGCAGGCCGGUCCUGAUAAUUCCAUGGGCAUCGAUAACAUCUGUGAACUGGCCGCCCGUCUACUCUUCAGCACGGUGGAAUGGGCCAGAAACAUCCCUUAUUUUCCUGAGUUGCCAGUGUCAGAUCAGGUGGCCCUGCUAAGGCUGAGUUGGAGCGAGCUGUUCAUCCUCAAUGCGGCACAGUCAGCGUUGCCACUCCACAUGGCGCCCCUGUUGGCAGCAGCGGGCUUCCACUCGUCACCCAUGUCGGCUGAGCGCGUGGUGUCCUUCAUGGACCAAGUGAGAGUGUUCCAGGAUCAGGUGGACAAGCUGACCCGACUUCAGGUGGACUCCGCUGAGUACAGCUGUCUCAAGGCCAUCGCACUAUUCUCACCAGAUGCCUGCGGUCUGACAGACGCAGUCCACGUGGAGUCCCUGCAGGAGAAAGCUCAAGUGGCUCUGACAGAGUACGAGAGGAUGCAGUACCCAAGUCAACCUCAGCGCUUCGGCCGCUUGCUCCUUCGGCUCCCCGCUCUCCGUGCCGUACCCGCAAGCCUCAUCUCUCAACUCUUUUUCAUGCGACUGGUGGGGAAGACCCCCAUCGAGACGCUCAUCCGAGACAUGCAGCUAUCCGGAAGCUCCAUCAGUUGGCCCUACGUGCCUAUGUGAUUGGAAUUAUUUUCCAUUUGUGUUGGCCAUGAACAAUUUAGCAGUAUCAGUACUGGUGUGAUCAAGAAUGAUGGUACUGAUAGGGUUUUGUUUUUGUAAGACAUUUGAGCGGGAGCUUGAAACACUUCACGCUGCACAAGAUGAAGAAGUGACUAACUAAGGAAAUUUCACCAAAGUUCAUCCUCGGAUUCAUGCACAAAAACAGAGGCAAACUUUUAUGGACUCUCUUGACUGGCGGAACGUCAGAUGUGCUAGCGGUUGCUUUAUUUGCCAGCAGUUACAAGAGACUAAUACCUCAUUAGACAUCAGAAUGCUUUCAUCUGAUUAAAAAAAGAAGAAACUAAACAAAACUCUUUAAAAAAACAAACAAAAAAAAACUCACCAGAAACCGCCUUCGUUUUGUUAUUGGGUAUAAAUUUAACUCCUAUAAGCAUAACAAACGUUUUUUUUUUCCAGAAUACAGUGGUGCCAUGAGGUAUGAGUGACUCGACUUGCAAGUUUUUUGAAAUAGGAACUGUCAUUCGGCAAAAGUGACAUAUGAGAAGUGUAUGGCAGCAGUGAAGUCACUUCACAAUAAAAAGCACUUUGGCAAAAAUAUUAUGGCAGAAGUUCACACAAAAUAAUGACAAUUAGCCUACAUAUUGUGUAUAUAAAUGACUACAUAGCUUAGCCUUUAACUCACUGACGGCGAUAUAGGUCCAAUCUUUUGACUGAGAAGGCUGCCGGCGAUCAUUUACUGCCAGCUCUCCUUUCAGUUAAAAUGGAUUGGACGUGUAUCGUCGUCAAUGGCAGCCAAUAGGUUAAGUCCACUUGUGUAAUGCUAACACUAAUCUAAGUGCUUUAACACUUAAAGCACUGACUUGAACACUGUGUAGCAGUAAAUGUAGACAAUUUAACAGUACUCCGUCGUGUAUUCUUUAUCCUCUCUGUAGAAUGACAAACAUAACUGUACUGAUGAGCUAAGAGGAGUUGACACCUCAUUCAAGGUAUACCAGAAGAAUUUGCACAAAUUAAUGCACGAUGGCAAAAACGUAUUUUUUUCUAUUUAAUUAUUUUACUACUGUAUGUUUUUAUAACGUACAGUUAUUUCAUUCAGAUUCACUACGAAAGAUGAUAUGUGAUACGAGUGUUUUGGGUAAUGAAUGAAACUCGUAUCUCAAGGCACCACCAUGUCUGGAAAUAUGUUUGAAAAGUUGGGAUCAAGCGCUUUUCUAAAAGAAAAAUCAGUGCAACAAAUAGCUUAAUAAGCGUCAUGAAAGACUUAAAACACACUUAAGCUUAUGUCGACACUGUGUGUAAAUAUAUGGAGGCCACCUUCAUUUCCCUUUGCAUGUUCAAAUGUUCUGGAGCGCUUCUAAGUUGUUUCAUCCUUUCGUGUAAGUAAUUCCUUUCAAUAUUGAAGUAUUGCUUUCUCUGUUAGCUCCUAAAUGUGUUUCUAUGUGUUAACAUGAAAAUACCUCUCUCGAAAGACCCACAUAUUAUCGCCGAGGACUGAGUGCUGUUGUACUUUGUAAAUGAUAUGAGGAAACAUUUAAAUGGAAGAUUGAGAAUUGCACCAUGAGGAUUUUUGAAUACCAAAAUGUCAGACGUGGACUAAAGAGGCCCGAUUCCCCAACAGGACUUGCCUCAUGCUAGUAGUAUAAGAAGAGUUGUUUUAUAGAAUCACAAAUAUUUUAGAAAAAAAACAAACCAACCACGAUUUUUUGCUUCUUGCUUUGCCCCUAAACGAUGUGGACGUGUUUCUUCAAGUAACACAUCCAUGUCAUUCACCAAGGUUAGCAUUAAAGUACUAUUAAUUAUUAUUAUUUUUGAUUUUCUAAGUUCUUGCAUUCGAGUUUUACAUUUAUGGCAAGAUUAUGAAAAGAAACUGUCUUUUGUUAUGUAUGUUUUUUCAAACUUGUUGAAAAAAAGUGUUGUAAUUACAGCUGUAUGACGAAUGCCAAAUAAACACUGCUAUGUGCACCAUUAA
Messenger RNA from Corythoichthys intestinalis (scribbled pipefish), 4218 nucleotides. RefSeq names its product nuclear receptor subfamily 2, group F, member 6a (gene nr2f6a). Gene Ontology annotation, biological process: anatomical structure development; negative regulation of transcription by RNA polymerase II; cell differentiation. Gene Ontology annotation, molecular function: nuclear receptor activity; zinc ion binding; RNA polymerase II cis-regulatory region sequence-specific DNA binding. The transcript has 6 exons. The record is from RefSeq and is a predicted model, not a curated record. Bases 1032 to 2249 code for a protein of 405 amino acids. Lineage: Eukaryota; Metazoa; Chordata; Actinopteri; Syngnathiformes; Syngnathidae.